GCUCAGCGAACAGCGCUCGGCCUACGUGGAGGCGCUGGUCCUCUCCCCAUGACUCCAGCAGUCUUCGGGGAAGCUUUUGUAAUUGGUCUUUUCUUUUUAAAACUUUUCUGCCCAUUAGAGGGAGGAGAGAGAAAGGAAUCCAGAGAGAGAGAGAGAGAGGUCGUCUCUUCCAUUGAUUGAAAUCAUGGACGAGGUGAUCACGGCGGCCGAUGCGUCCGCCGGCAACCGAACGACGACGUCGGCGUCGUCGUCGCCAUCUCUUCUCCCUGCGAACCUGCCUUUCCUCUCUGCAUUCCUCGCCUGUGCUCUUGCUCAGUUCCUUAAGAUCUUUACCACCUGGUAUAAGGAAAAGAGGUGGGAUUCUAAAAGGAUGCUUGAUUCUGGUGGAAUGCCAUCCUCACAUUCUGCGACUGUGACAGCUCUAGCAAUGGCUAUAGGUCUACAAGAUGGUACAGGAGCAUCAUCUUUUGCCAUUGCAGUAGUCUUGGCAUGUGUGGUUAUGUAUGAUGCCUCCGGGGUAAGACUUCAUGCUGGCCGGCAGGCUGAGUUGUUGAAUCAAAUAGUCAUUGAACUUCCUCCAGAGCACCCUUUAUCCAGUGCCAGACCUCUGCGUGAUUCGCUUGGGCACACUCCACUUCAGGUUAUUGUCGGUGCUGUGCUGGGAUGCAUAGUAGCAUUUCUGAUGAAGAGCUCUAGCUAGCACAUGGUUACCACAGAUAUUGCUCUGACCUUCUUGUUGUGCAAUGAGCUGUUUCGAUAUGCACAGCAGUACUGGCUGGGAAAGGUCAAGUCUGCUGCUGCUAAAUGAUUUUGUAAUUGUUGAAAUCAUGUAAAAUGAUCCGCUAAUUUGUUCAUUAGGGCAAUAAUGCUUUCUGUCCAUUUUUGGCUCAUUCUUGUACACAAAAUAUUUAACAUGCAACAAAUGCCUUUCUUGUUUUUGCGCUGGUGAGCCUCAACACUACAGGAUCCUGUAAACAUGUUAAUCCAAGGGAAAGAAUCCUGACAAUCUUCAUUCCCA
Molecule: messenger RNA, 1018 nt
Organism: Malania oleifera
Lineage: Eukaryota; Viridiplantae; Streptophyta; Magnoliopsida; Santalales; Ximeniaceae
Exons: 5
Coding region: 185-700 (171 amino acids)
Source: RefSeq, a predicted model, not a curated record